Molecule: messenger RNA, 1035 nt
Organism: Penicillium samsonianum
Lineage: Eukaryota; Fungi; Ascomycota; Eurotiomycetes; Eurotiales; Aspergillaceae
Exons: 2
Coding region: 1-1035 (344 amino acids)
Cellular component (GO): cytoplasm; nucleus
Source: RefSeq, a predicted model, not a curated record
AUGCAUUUGAACACAACGCUCCCCGAACUGCCCAAGUUUCGAGUAUUGGUUAUCCAUGGUUUUGCCGCCAACGGAUCUAAUAUCAUGGCCAAAACGAGGCCUAUAAGACAACGCAUCACUGAGAUGAUGACCCCCGAAAUUCUUUCUGAGUUCCCAGGGGGCAUUGAGUUCUUAAGCCCGGAUGGGGCCUUGCUUCUCGAGCCCCCGAUAGGCCUUGGAUGGAACGGGUAUGACUUCGAGAAUGAAGCUGAAAAGCAAGCUACAAUAGAUGAAGGGAGACAAGGCCAGAUCAAUAUGGGCUGGUGGUAUGGACGAGAUACUGUGAAUGAGUACAGAGGCAUCGAACAUUCUCUUUCCUCUGUCGCAAGAUUCCUUCAUGGAACGCCCAUCCAGGGAGUUAUUGGAUUCUCGCAAGGCGCCGCUCUGGCGGGGAUGGUCUGCUCUCUGCUCGAAUGCCAUAAAAACCCCGACAAGAUCGCCGCCAUCCGGGCCCAAGGUCUUCCUGUGGAUGAUUAUCUCUCUCUGCCCGACCAGGAACGGCUGAGGUUCAUUAUUGCAAUUGGAGGCUACCAGGGCUCACCAAAAUAUUAUGGCAGUCUGUAUCAGUGGCCGUUGCAGACGCCGAGCAUUCAUACAUUCGCCAGUAUGGACGCGAUCGUGGAACCGGUCCUAUCCAUGAACUUGGCUCGCUCUUUCACGUCAUACGAAACCGUCGAGUAUUUUGGCUCUCACUUCGUCCCUCGAGAUCCCGCAAGUGUGAAUGCCCUGGCGCGUUUUGCCGCGCACGCCUCCGUCCGCUACCUCUCGCCUUCUUCGCCUAUCGCGACUCCGUCACUGAGCCAAUCUCUCACUACAAGUGAAGAUGAGGACUUCCAUACCGCUAGUUCCCGUACUGGAUCUUCUGGUAGAUCGACGAGAUCAGUAGCAGCCUGGAAACGAAAGAGACGGACAUGCGUUAAGCGGGCCUGUCGCAUACGGGUUCCAGCUGGCCCUCCUGGCAAAGUUGAAGGGAAAAUCUCAAUACGGAGUCUUUAG